AUGGCAAAGAUUAAAACAGUUGAAUACUUUCGUUUGCCACCAAGAUGGCUCUUUGUUAAGAUAACAGAUGAAGAUGGCGGGGUAGGGUGGGGUGAGGGGUCAUUGGAGGGACAUACUGAGGCAGUUGAAGGUUGUCUCGAUGCCUACACGACUCGCAUUGUGGGUAUGGAAGCUGAUGACAUUGAGCAUAUCUGGCAAUUGCUUUAUCGAUUCGGGUUCUAUCGUGGAGGGCCGGUAAUGAUGAGUGCCUUGUCUGGUAUUGACAUUGCUUUGUGGGAUCUGAAGGCCAGGAAGCUAGGAGUGCCAAUCCAUCAACUUCUUGGCGGCAAUCUUAGGAGUAAAUUGAAGGUGUAUGCUUGGAUUGGAGGCGACCGUCCAGAUGAUGUCGAGAUCCAGGCCAAAGGCAGACAAGACCAAGGCUUCCUGGCGGUAAAAAUGAAUGCUACGGAAGAUGUGGGAUGGAUGGACACACCGUCUGCUCUAGAUUCUUGCGUAGAGCGAUUGAAAGCCGUGAAGAGCCUAGGUAUGGAUGCUGGUAUCGAUUUCCAUGGCCGGAUCCACAAACCGAUGGCGAAGCAGUUAGCCAAACUCUUAGAGCCUCACCGGCCGAUGUUCAUCGAAGAGCCACUCUUGUCCGAGAACAUUGAGGGUAUCAAGAACCUCUCACAGCACACCUCAACUCCCAUCGCCCUAGGCGAGAGACUCCACAGCCGCUGGGACGUAAAGCCAUAUCUCGAAUCUGGCGCAGUAGAUAUCCUGCAGCCAGAUGUUUGUCAUGUGGGUGGCAUAUCAGAGCUUAGACGAAUUGCAACAAUGUGCGAAACGUAUGAUGUUGCGUUGGCUCCGCACUGCCCACUAGGGCCUAUUGCUCUUGCUGCUUGUGUCCAGGUUGAUGCUUGCAGUGCCAACUUCGCCAUCCAGGAGAUGAGUCUCGGUAUACACUAUAACGCAGGGACACAGGAUUUGACCAGUUACACAAAGAAUCCCGAGGUUUGGAAUGUGAAGAAUGGGUAUAUUGAAUUGCUGACUGGACCUGGAUUGGGAAUCGAGAUUGACGAAGAACAAGUUCGACGAUUAUCAGCUGGAACUGAGCCAUGGGUGUCUCCUGGGUUCUUUGGUCCUGGAGGAGAAGUAAGAGAAUGGUAG
Molecule: messenger RNA, 1146 nt
Organism: Cadophora gregata
Lineage: Eukaryota; Fungi; Ascomycota; Leotiomycetes; Helotiales; Ploettnerulaceae
Exons: 5
Coding region: 1-1146 (381 amino acids)
Biological process (GO): D-galactonate catabolic process; amino acid catabolic process
Molecular function (GO): galactonate dehydratase activity
Source: RefSeq, a predicted model, not a curated record